AUGAGGUCCGGGCGGCCCCGUGAGGAAAAAGGCCUCCGUCACUUUGCCGUUCGUAUUUGCCACAAAGUCGAGCAGAAAGGCGAGACCACCUACAAUGAGGUCGCGGAUGAGCUGGUCGCCGAACUGCUGCAGGGAAACAAUGGCGUAGCGUUGCGUGAUCCGGCGAGUGAAGAGAAGAAUGUGCGCCGUCGAGUCUACGAUGCGCUGAAUGUGCUGUGUGCUAUCGGCGUGGUGCACAAAGAUCGUCGCGCUGUCCGCUGGCAUGGUCUACCUCGCGCCAGCGUACGAGAGCAGUCUCUCCUCGAGAACGAACUGAGCCGUCUGAGUUCGAGUGUGCGGGACAAGGACGGCCGGAUCCAGCGAUACCGCACAAUUGUACGAGCGCUCGAGCGCCUUGUCCAACGCAAUAUGCGCGGUGCGGCGGUGGCGAGCAGCGGGCGCCCGCGCUCCGCGUCGCUACAAGGCGAUUCGGCUGUUCGGCUGCCGUUCCUGCUGAUCGCCACCGAUCCGGAUGCAGCAGUCGAUAUCGACGGAGACGAACCAGGUUCAGAUCGCUGCAGCUUCACCUUCAAUCGCCCGUUCCAGGUGUAUGACGCGGACGGCGUCUUACUGGAGCUGGACGCGAUGAUCUGCAACUCGGGUGCCAGACAGGAUAGCGCGUCGGUGCCCGCGACUACCAACUGUGCCUUGGGUUCGAAUGAGGCAUCGGCAUCAACAUCGGCAUCGGCGACAGCAGCAGCCAGCGAGCCUCCGCUAUGA
Cyanidioschyzon merolae strain 10D is the source of this 759-nucleotide messenger RNA. RefSeq names its product similar to transcription factor DP-1. The record is from RefSeq and is a predicted model, not a curated record. Gene Ontology annotation, biological process: regulation of transcription by RNA polymerase II; regulation of cell cycle. NCBI's taxonomy places the organism in Eukaryota, Rhodophyta, Bangiophyceae, Cyanidiales, Cyanidiaceae. The coding region runs from base 1 to 759 and encodes 252 amino acids. Gene Ontology annotation, molecular function: DNA-binding transcription factor activity, RNA polymerase II-specific; RNA polymerase II transcription regulatory region sequence-specific DNA binding. The transcript has a single exon. Gene Ontology annotation, cellular component: nucleus; transcription regulator complex.